Messenger RNA from Ophidiomyces ophidiicola, 246 nucleotides. RefSeq lists its product as uncharacterized. Lineage: Eukaryota; Fungi; Ascomycota; Eurotiomycetes; Onygenales; Onygenaceae. The transcript has a single exon. The coding region runs from base 1 to 246 and encodes 81 amino acids. The record is from RefSeq and is a predicted model, not a curated record. Gene Ontology annotation, biological process: anaphase-promoting complex-dependent catabolic process. Gene Ontology annotation, cellular component: anaphase-promoting complex.
AUGAUUCGCCGCAAGCCGACUGUUAUCACCAUCACAACGGAAGACAUAAUCUCUUUUGAAGAAUCCCGGUUACUUCGACAAAAAGAGCAGCAAAAAUUGCAACAAGGGCAACAAAAUACUGGCGCUAGCAGUGAAAACAAAUCUGGAGCUGUUGAUCCAAACGACGAAUUAAAACCUUUACCAGGCGAUAAGGCGAGAAUCAUCAGGAGCCGAGAUGACAGGAUUGGCGUGACGCGAAGAGGCUAG